Messenger RNA from Prosopis cineraria, 773 nucleotides. Its product is annotated as 17.3 kDa class I heat shock protein-like. Lineage: Eukaryota; Viridiplantae; Streptophyta; Magnoliopsida; Fabales; Fabaceae. Bases 133 to 603 code for a protein of 156 amino acids. The transcript has a single exon. The record is from RefSeq and is a predicted model, not a curated record. Gene Ontology annotation, biological process: response to salt stress; response to hydrogen peroxide; protein complex oligomerization.
CUCCGUCUCUUUUAAAUACCUGAUGUACCCUCCCCAUCACCAGCGGAACAUUCUUCUAUUCGUGACUAAUCCACAUCAGCAUCAGCGCUCUGUCUGCUCUCUCUUUCAAUUUUGAAGCUCCACAAUUCGAACAUGUCGUUGAUCCCGAGUUUCUUUGGCGACCGUAGGAGCAGCGUUUUCGAUCCCUUUUCUCUCGAUGUCUGGGAUCCCUUUAAGGAUUUUCCUUCUCCUUCUGCUAUCUCAACUUUUUCCCGGGAAAAUUCUGCAUUCGUCGGAACUAGGAUUGAUUGGAAGGAGACCCCGGAAGCACACGUGUUCAAGGCCGAUCUUCCAGGGCUGAAGAAGGAGGAGGUCAAGGUUGAGAUCGAAGACAACAGUGUGCUUCAGAUAAGCGGAGAGAGGAACAUGGAGAAAGAAGACAAGAACGACACGUGGCACCGCGUGGAGCGUAGCAGCGGCAAGUUCUUGAGGAGAUUCAGGCUGCCGGAGAACGCCAAGAUGGAUCAAGUGAAGGCUUCCAUGGAGAAUGGGGUUCUCACUGUGACUGUUCCCAAGGAAGAGGUCAAGAAGCCUGAGGUUAAGGCCAUCGAGAUCUCUGGUUAAGAAUAAUGGAUGACAAUUCUCUGCUUAUGCUCUGCUUUUAUUCCUGGGUUUAUAAUCGUCUUCUUGGCGAGAAUUUCGCGUUUAUGCUACCGCUCAUGAAUGUUUGUCAUAUAUGUAAGAAAUAUUGAAUGUCUUGGAUGCUUGUAAUGUAAAGUUUCGCUUGCCACUUG